AGAUGAAGCUAACAUUGUGAAAGCACUAUGGCGUGUAAUUUGACCGCUGUGCGUCACGUUCGUGCAUUGGAUGAAACAUUUGAGUUCUUAAUAGGACCAUCUGCGUUCGCUGAAACUCUGCAAGUGAACGCGUCGAAAUCCCGAUUUUCUGACGAUUACGACGACGUUCCUGUUGACACCUACAUCCAAUGGCCGAAUGGUGUUCUGGCUUCUGUAUCUCCAUACGGUGAUUACGCAGCAUUUGCGGCAAAAAGGAAAAUCGUGAUUCACGCAUCCUGCCAAAGCAAGUCACAGGGUUCAUAUCCGUUGGACCCAAUAUAUCGAAAUGAUUAUUUCGAAGCAAACGUCAGUGCUGUGUUGUGUGUUCCUGUUGCAUCCCAUAGGAAAAGUUCUUUGGGUCGACCGGACUGGACUUGCCUUUUUCUUGGAUUCUCGAACGGAGAUUUCAAAAUUAUAAUCGAUGAUGGAACUGUACUCUUGAGCGAGAGGUUCCACGAGGAAGAGAUUAUCAACAUCAAGUGCAGGAGUUACAAACAAGCAAGGUUUUCCGGUGACCACAGUGGUCCGGUUGCGGAUGAAGUCGUAGUUCUCUAUCCUUCUGCCGUGGUGUUCAUAGAGAGCUUCAAUCUGUUCCAUAAUAUCCAGUCCGCUAGAUCAGGUCUUGCAUUGCACAAGGCUAAUGCGAACAAAUCAGAGCCCUGGGUGAACGAGAGACCCGUUGACUUCAAGAAGUAUUCCGUAGAUCCUCAAGCCCAGUUACGUGACUGUGAUGGUCCAGUUGGUGCGACGCAAUCAAAUUUGUUUGACCAGCUGAAAACGGCGAGUUUGAUUGGUGGAUUUGGUGCCUCGGUGUCUUUGAAGAGUCCCGUAAUGACGAGUUUUGUUGGUGUGGGAGUGAAACCGUUCGCGGGCAUGUAUUAUGCUGUGGAGAGUCAGUUGCAGUUGAUGGAUGCAGCCAGGGCGGUUGCAUCAAAGCUCAAAUCGGCGCUGUUUUCGAUGAGUGGAUUUGGAGAAAGUCAUAGUACCGAGAAAGCUUCGAAAAAACCAGGAGACUCGCUUCCUCUGCGAUUCGGCAUCCCUGACAAAAAUAGAGAAGGAUUGAAAGUCACCUUGAACCCCCGCAAAACCCAUGCUGCGAUUGUGGACAACCACGGACGCAUCACCGUAAUUGACGCCCGUUCGGGCCUCGCAGUUCGCAUGUGGAAGGGUUACCGGGACGCAGAAAUCGCGUGGACGGAGUCCCACAGUUCCUCAACCCACCGAUACGCUUGUUUCCUAGCAAUUUACGCUCCUCGUCGCGGGAUCCUCGAAGUUUGGGCAACCCAACACGGACCCCGAGUAGCAGCUUUCAAUGUCCCGAAAGCUGCCCGACUUUUCGACUGUUCCGGACUGAGAAUGUUGGGCCUGAACGAAGCUGGUUCAGCUCAUUCCAGGGAUUCGCCGUUACAAAUCCUAUUUUUAACCGGCGAAGGGCAUCUUCAUUCCCUUGUCGUCCCGCUUUAUCUCAUCGACUGCGAGAAGAAUAAGAAGAAAGCCGAGGAUUUGUCAGUCUUGAGCAAAAUCCGUCGACUGAUGGGCGUAUCUUCGAAAAAGAUGAAACGAAGCGGAGAUAUCAUGGAAAUUCUUGCUCUCCUCGGAACAAUAUCCACCGAGGAACUCCUGGAAACCGGACUAACUUACGUCAUGGGAACCCAUUCCGAAGAAGCUAUGAAAAGAAGCCAGGCAUUAUGGACUAAUGCUCCUGAACACGCGUAUGAAGAAUUUGCCAAGAUUCUAGACGCGGUCAUAGAAAUGGGAGAGCUGAAGUCGAAGGAACAGAUGAAUCCCGAAGCACAGUCUCUCCUCGCGGUCUGCAAAAAGUACUCCUGUGUCACUAAACUAUUCUCUUCCGUAAAAAUCCCGAAGAGGCUGGAGUUGUGCGACAACCAAGAAUGGCGAGAAACAUUGGGAUUAAACCAAGACGAAGCAGAGUUCAUUCGGAAACUGAUAUCCUGGUGCCGGAAAGAAGUCAAGGUUCCCGGGAAAAAUGUUACCUUUUCCGAAGACGUGGAAGAAAAGCCGCUGAUUUCGUUGCCACAGUUCUCUCGUCACUUUUCCCUAACAAAUGAUGACCUGGAGAUACAGAACGUAGAUGACGCGACAAAAAGUCUGCCAUUUGGAGACACCCUCUUCCAGGGUUGUGUCGACAGAUUCAAUGAAAACACUUCCUGGCAUUGUUUGAGUCUCGUGAAUUUUCUCCCGUUUGCAGCUUCGCAUCUGUUGGCCUCAGAUUUCCUGACAGAUGAAGAGACUGUAUCUGUGAAUUUGCAGAAGUUCUCGAGGCUUCUCGAAAAUCUUAUCUCGUCGAUUAGCGACAAAGAAGCGAUAGAGGUUUUGAGAAAAGUGCAUGCGAGUAUUCUCAAGUCUUCGACUCCUGUUGCACCGUAUCUGUUGGCGUUGUUGUGUCGUAAACUGUUAGCUGUGCGUCCGAAGAAGUCUUCGAAAUCAGAUGGUGAUAUGGAAGAGAUCGAUUUGGGUACGGAAACUGAAGAUAAUUCUUGGGAAGAUGUCACCGAAGAGGAGAUUGGGUGGACACUGAUGUGUGGACAGUUGGCGAAUCUUUCAGCUGUUGCGGUGCUGGUGAAGGGUUCCAAUGUCGAGAAAUUCGUUACUUUGGAGAAAUUUUUGAGUGGUAGUGAGGCUUCCGUUUGCGAAAUAAUCAGCCGGUGGUCCAUCAGUUUGAAACUCAGCGUUGGCAAGAUGCGAGAAAUUGGACUGAUUCCCGAGCUGGACGAAGCUGAGGCCCCCGCGGCUACGGAAGAAGGAUUGCAUGCCAUCUUUUUUGAAGUUCGCGAAAGAUUCGGUCAAAUCCUGGACUCGGACUUGAUCCUAAUGAACUGUGGUUACGAAUGGGUUCUCAGAUGGUCAGAAACAGCAAACUCCGAAUUUUUAUCACGGUCACUGACGUGCUUCGAAGCCAUGCAGAACUCCGUUCUCUGCACUCGGAUUCAAACUUUCGUAUGGUCGCUUUUCGUUUGCCAAGUUUUCACGGGAGUCGCGUCGCUGCUUGAGCGAACGGGUUGCAGAAUGCCGAGAGACCGGGUUCUCAAGCGGGAAAUUUCGAUGGAAACUUCAGAAAUCGACGAAUUUCUCGAAAAUGUCCGCAAAUUUUUGUAUUUGCUGCUGACUCGAAUUUCGACAAACGAGGAACGACUGGCUGACAACGAAGAAAGGUGGAGAAAUUCGGGAAACCUGGGCAAGUUGGUCAUGUCGGAACCUCCAGCGGACACCGCUGUUGUCAACCAGCAUUUUCUCCUGUGCUUCAUCCUGGAAUCAGCGCUCAAAUUCGGCAUCAAAGGACUCAAACCGCUUUCGCUUUUCAGUCAAACCGCUAAAAAGUCCAUGUUCGCUGCAUUGACUACACCAUUGGUGAUCACGUUCAUGGAAGAAUCCGACACCGUACUAGCGAAAGCGCGGAAGGAUUUCCUCAAGCGUUUGAUCCAGGAAGCGAUUCGCACUCUGUCAGAUGUCGUACCCGGUUCAAAUUUCUCCCGCUUGGAGUCUGAGUACAACGAGAACAUCGAGCUUUGGAUUCAUCUGAGCUUGGAAACUGUGGUCAUGAACGAUGGCUGGGGUGAUGCGGACGACUUGAAGCAGUUUCUUGUUAGCGAAUUAUACUCCCGCGGUUAUGACGUUAUCGGAGAAAAGGUCAGUGUCGGUGUCGUGUCGAAGAACGUGUUGGCUGUGGCAUUGCUCAGCAUUGCUGGGAAACGAGUGAAAGCAAUGGCGAAAUCGGCUGAGGUGAAUGCAGAGUUGACUCCGGCUUUGUCGCGUUGGAUCAAGGGAUUGGCAGAACCCGAUGAAUGGUUUAGUGGAGGUGCUAAUAUUGAAGCGACUGAGAAAAUCGUGAGGAGUGUUCUGGGUUGGUUGGGUGAAAAAGGUGGGAGAGAUGCUGAAACUGCUGCGGCUUUGUUGAGUUCGUUGAGAGCUAUUCGAGAGCUCAAGCCAAGCACUGAGUGAUAAUUGAGUUACAUUUCCUUCUAUAUUGCUUUUAUUGGAAAAUGCUUUUUUUUUUUAGAAAGGAUCGUGUUUUCUUUUGGAAAUCUGCGGAGUGACGGUGUAUCUGUCGCGAAAUUAGGUCCUGCUACUGUACUACCCUCUUGGGAUAAUACCGAUUCAUUAAUCUGGACCAUCUUUCUAAAGGUGCGAAGUAAGGUUGACAUCUCUGGAGGCUUUUUUUUUUUUUCAACUAGCAUUGGGUAACGUUACUCCAAUGCUAGUUGGGUUACAGACCUGUUCUUGAUUGGUUUCCAUCAUUUUGUGGUUGUUUCAGUGUUGACGGAUUUAUUCGUUUCAAAGAAUGCAGGGUGUGAUACAGGAUAUUAUUGUUAUAAAU
Molecule: messenger RNA, 4375 nt
Organism: Notodromas monacha
Lineage: Eukaryota; Metazoa; Arthropoda; Ostracoda; Podocopida; Cyprididae
Source: the annotation of a GenBank genome assembly